AUGUCGCUCAAGCGGUCUCCAGUUGCCUCACCUCUGAUCUCUCAGUUCGUUCGUUCAGCUACGAGUGUUGGCGCCAAUUAUUGCGAAGCGGACGAUGCUGAAUCGAAGAAAGACUUCAGGAUGAUUGCGAGGGCGUGUCCUGAGUCGAAAGAGAAUGCUCGCCAUCUAUGGCAAGAGACGAAAGAACUUCACCUCCACCAAAGCGAACUAAUCGCCACCGACAUCGACGCCUACCUCAAGCAGCACGAGCACAAGGAGCUUCUGCGCUUCUUGACGUGCGGUUCGGUCGAUGACGGCAAGAGCACCCUCAUUGGGAUGCUGCUCUACGAGUCGAAGAUGAUCUAUGAGGAUCAGCUCGCCGCGAUCGAGCAGGCCUCCGUGACGCACGGCACCACCGGCGGAAAGUUCGACCCGGCGCUGCUCACCGACGGCCUCAAGGCCGAGCGUGAGCAGGGCAUUACGAUCGACGUGGCGUAUCGCUACUUCUCGACGGCCAAGCGCAAGUUCAUCAUCGCGGACACGCCGGGGCACGAGCAGUACACCCGCAACAUGGCGACCGGCGCCAGCACGUGCGACUUGGCGAUCAUCCUCGUCGACGCCCGGCCGGGGCACGGCGUGAUUACGCAGACGCGGCGGCACUCGUUCAUCGUGUCGCUCUUGGGGAUCAAGCACGUGCUGAUCGCCGUCAACAAGAUGGACCUCGUCGAUUGGUCCGAGGAACGCUUCGAAGAGAUCAAGCGCGACUACCGCGAGUUCGCCACCCGGCUCGACAUGCCGGACCAGCACUUCAUCCCGAUCAGCGCGCUCAACGGCGACAACCUGAUCGAGCGCAGCCCGAACUCGCCGUGGUACGAGGGCUCGACCCUGAUGCACCACCUCGAGAACGUCCACAUCGCCAGCGACCGCAACCUGAUCGACUUCCGCCUGCCGGUGCAGUACGUCAACCGCCCGAACCUCGACUUCCGCGGCUUCUGCGGAACGCUCGCGUCGGGCAAGGUCCGCGUUGGCGAUGAGGUGAUGGCGCUCCCCUCGAAGCGAAAGAGCCGCAUCGAGCGGAUUGUCACGUUCGACGGCGACCUCGAAGAAGCGUUCUGCCCGCAAGCGGUCACCGUCACGCUCGAGGACGAGAUCGAUGUCUCGCGCGGCGACAUGCUCGUGCGGCCCGACAACCUGCCGACGGUCGCCGACAAGUUCGACGCGACCGUGGUCUGGAUGUCGGACGACGCCCUGCUCCCGGGUAAGCAGUACCUCAUCAAGCAAGGGACGCAGACCACGCCGGGCCGCGUCAGCACGCUGCGUUACCGCAUCGACGUCAACACGCUCCACCGCGAGCCGACGCCGACGCUCGGACUCAACGAGAUCGGCCGCUGCCGCUUCGAGCUCGAACGGCCGAUCGCGAUGGACGGCUACCGCGCCAACCGCGCGACCGGCGCGUUCAUCAUCAUCGACCGGAUGACGAACAUCACGGUCGGAGCGGGCAUGAUCCUCGACCGCACCGCGGCGACCGACAAGCAGGAGGUGUGGGACACCGAAGCGGCCGAGGGCCUCGUCGCCGCGACGAGCGCCGUCACCGACGAGGAACGCGCCGCGCGUUACGGCCAGAAGCCGGCGACGGUGCUGCUCACCGGCCCGCCCGCCUCGGGCAAGUCGCCGAUCGCCGCGGCGGUCGAGCGCCUGCUCUUCGAGCAGGGCCGCGCCGUCGUGGCGAUCGACGGCCAGACGCUCCGUCGCGGCCUGUCGCGCGACCUGGGCUUCACGCUCGCCGACCGCAGCGAGAACGUCCGCCGCGUCGCCGAGGUCGCCAAGACGAUCAACGACGCCGGCCUGAUCACGAUCGCCGCGCUAGUCGCCCCGCAAGAAGAGGUCCGUCAGAAGGCGGCCGAGGUCGUCGGCGCUGAUCGCUUCCUGGUGGUCCACGUCGACGCCCCCGAGUCGUGGCGCCGCGAGCACGACGACCAAGGCGUCUACGCGAAGGCCGACAGCGGCGAGAUCACGAACCUCGCCGGCGUAUCGCUCGACUACGAGCCGCCCACAAAGCCCGACCUGGUGGUGAAGCCCGCGGACAAGUCGAUUGAGGAAUGCGCCGCGGCGGUGGUGAAGCUGCUGAGCGAUCGCGGGAUUAUUUGA
This is a messenger RNA of Symbiodinium sp. CCMP2456, 2127 nucleotides long. The record is from the annotation of a GenBank genome assembly. Lineage: Eukaryota; Dinophyceae; Suessiales; Symbiodiniaceae.